UAGCUAGGGUUUCUCUGUGAGUUCGAAGCAAAGGCAGCAGCGGAGGCGGAAGCGGUAGCAGAGGGGAAGGAGUGAAAAGCAGGAAAGAUGCCGGCGGGACACGGGGUGAGAUCGAGGACGAGGGACCUGUUCUCAAGGCCGUUCAGGAAGAAGGGCUACAUUCCCCUCACCACCUACCUCAGGAACUACAAGAUCGGCGACUACGUCGACGUCAAGGUUAAUGGCGCCGUCCACAAGGGCAUGCCCCACAAGUUCUACCACGGUCGCACUGGCCGCGUCUGGAACGUCACCAAGCGCGCCAUCGGCGUGGAGAUCAACAAGCAGGUUGGAAACAGGAUCAUAAGGAAGAGGAUUCACGUCCGGAUUGAGCAUGUUCAGCCGUCUCGGUGCAAUGAGGACUUCAAGCUGAGGAAGAUCCAAAAUGACAAGCUCAAGGCAGAGGCCAAGGCUCGUGGGGAGAAGAUCAGCACCAAGAGGCAACCUCAAGGUCCCAAGCCCGGGUUCAUGGUUGAGGGAGCUACCCUGGAAACUGUCACUCCGAUCCCGUACGAUGUUGUCAAUGACUUGAAGGGCGGAUACUAAUUUGCGUGCUUGUAUCCCCUAGCGAGCUUCUUUCUUUUUGUUUUGGGAGUCUAUAUCAUCCAGUUCGUGCUUUUUCCUGCAAUAUGAGAAACGAAGUUGCACUUUUUUGUUUUACAAUCGAAUCUAUCUUCUAGUUCCAUUUCCUGGUCA
Messenger RNA from Punica granatum (pomegranate), 732 nucleotides. The record is from RefSeq and is a predicted model, not a curated record. NCBI's taxonomy places the organism in Eukaryota, Viridiplantae, Streptophyta, Magnoliopsida, Myrtales, Lythraceae.